UUUUGAAGAGUACCAACCAGGUGUUUGUAAGAUAUCCCUGAAUGUAGGUUUGUGUGAUGCUUUCUCAUGAUUCCACCGGGGUGAUGGAUUAGGGGGAAGAAUACCACAGAAGCGAAGGAUCUUUCCCAUCAUGUCACACCAGGGGGCACGUGACAUCAACACGAUUUAACCUUCAUCAGUUGGAUUUGUACUGCACUUUGAGUGCUCCUCCUGACAUGGAGAGGAUUGAGGAACAAUUCGCUAACCUGAACAUUGUUAAACGUUCCUCGGGGACUACAGAGCCUACUUACCUGCUGGGCAUAGAUGCAUCAAAAACCGUACAAGCAGAAAAAGAAAGCUUGAUCGCUGUUUUAUGUUCUAACGGAUCAAUCAGAAUCUAUGAUAAAGAGAGGUUAUACAUACUACGAGAAUUUCGUGGCUAUCCUGGACUUCUCAAUGGAGUCAAAUUUGCAAAUUCUUGUGACAAUAUAUAUUCAUCAUGUACUGACGGCACUGUAAAAUGUUGGGACGCUCGAUUAGCCAGUGAAAAACCUGUCCAGCUGUUCAAGGGUUACCCUUCCAAUAUUUUCAUUAGUUUUGAUAUCAGCUGUAAUGAUCACGUCAUUUGUGCUGGUACAGAAAAAGUUGAUGAUGAUGCAUUGCUGGUAUUUUGGGAUGCAAGAAUUAAUUCUCAGGAUUUGUCUACUUCUAAAGACCCACUUGGAGCAUAUUCAGAGACACACAGUGAUGACGUCACUCAAGUACGCUUCCAUCCCAGCAAUCCCAACAUGGUGGUCUCCGGUUCAACUGAUGGCCUGGUGAAUGUAUUUGAUAUUAGUAUUGAUAAUGAAGAAGAUGCACUGGUUACGACCUGUAACUCUGUUUCUUCCGUAAGCUGUAUUGGUUGGUCUGGGAAGGACUAUAAACAGAUUUAUUGCAUGACACACGAUGAAGGAUUUUGUUGGUGGGAUCUUAAUCAUCUGGAUACUGAUGAACCAAUUACACGUUUGAACAUCCAGGAUGUCAGAGAAGUAAUUAAUGUGAAAGGAGGCAUUUUGGACUAUUUGGUUGGUGGCCUGUAUCACGAAAAAAUGGACAAAUUGUUUGUUGUUGGGGGAACAAACACAGGAAUUAUUCACUUACUGAGCUGUACUACAGCAGGAUUGAUUCAUGUGACCAGCCUUCACGGAGGGCAUGCUGCUACAGUCCGUUCUUUCUGUUGGAAUAUGCAAGAUGAUUCUUUGCUAACCGGAGGGGAAGAUGCACAGUUGUUACUUUGGAAACCUGGAGCAUUAGACAAGACAUUUACAAAGAAAGACAGCAUGAAAAUAGCAUCCUCUGUGUACCAGCGAGUUCGAGUUCACAGUAAUGAUUCUUACAAGAAAAGGAAGAAGCAGUGAUGUGAUGUUGGGAGCUUCCUUGAAAGGUUUUAUAGUCGCAAGUAAUUAUCUUUGUGUUCUACCUGUGACAGAUCUGUUUAAAGCUCAUAUGUAAAAACAAGCCAGUUAGCAAACAAUCCUGGAAAAACGCUGAAAAUGGUUUAAUUCAGGUCUUCAUGUAUUCUAAAAUUAUUUUUUUUAAAGCUGCCAGUUGAGUAUAUAAUCAGUGAGUUGAAAGUAAAAUUACAUUCCUCAUUUUUAAAACCCAUCUGUUGAGUUAGUAAAUGUUGGGUUUUAAGAAAUAGCUUUGAUAAGGACUUUUUAGAAGUAGAUGGCUGAUAUGACUUUAAAAAAUCAGGUGGUUUGAGCUAUAUUUUGUAAGCUCAGUUUUUUACAUUUUAAAUCAUCUUCAUUAUUUAUAAAACCAAAUCAGACUGUUUUCUGUCAGAGCUCCUACUUGCUUAAUACACAUAGAUUAUGUUGGAGUAUUUAAAUGUAAAUAUUCUAAUGAUUCUAAAUAGUACUGAGCUUUUUUAGAAACAAAGUGAUUUGCGUCUAUUUAAAAAUAUAUAUUUAGUAAAUAUUUGCAUCUAUAUUUUAAAAUGGUUAAAUAGUAAGCAGGUAUUUCAUUGAGGAAAAAGAAAUUAUCUUGCAAAAUUCAUUUUGAGUCCGUGGAAAUACAACAAUGAAAGUAUAAUAGCAGAAUGACUUUUUUAUUUCAAAGUAGUCUAGUAUUUUGUGAUAAAAUUUUCUUUCAUAGUGCUUUAUCCAUAUUUUUAAACAUAAGAGCCCAUGGGGAGUGGGGGCCAUGCAAGAGGUGGCCGCCAGAGCUUAAAGGGGGACACCACCAUAAUCUAAUUUAAACGUGAAUUUUUGUUUACUGCUAAUUUUUUCAUCCUUCUACGUACUUUUCCAAGGUAUCCUAAUAAAAAGUUGGUCACUCUAAA
Messenger RNA from Prionailurus viverrinus (fishing cat), 2305 nucleotides. RefSeq names its product WD repeat domain 89 (gene WDR89). The record is from RefSeq and is a predicted model, not a curated record. Gene Ontology annotation, molecular function: protein binding. NCBI's taxonomy places the organism in Eukaryota, Metazoa, Chordata, Mammalia, Carnivora, Felidae. Bases 216 to 1379 code for a protein of 387 amino acids. The transcript has 2 exons.